Cuculus canorus (common cuckoo) is the source of this 1238-nucleotide messenger RNA. It is a transcript of the gene WDR55, whose product is annotated as WD repeat domain 55. The transcript has 7 exons. Lineage: Eukaryota; Metazoa; Chordata; Aves; Cuculiformes; Cuculidae. The record is from RefSeq and is a predicted model, not a curated record. Gene Ontology annotation, molecular function: protein binding. Bases 10 to 1188 code for a protein of 392 amino acids.
GGCGGGGCUAUGCAAAUGAAGUCGCGUGGCCCCGGCGCACCUCCGGCCAUGGCGGCGCGGAGCGAGAGCGCGGAGCCACCCGAACCUCAGCGCCGCGAGCCGCGGCUGCGGGAAACCCCCGCCGACAUCGGCCUGCCCGCCGCCGCCAACGCCAUCGCGCUGCACCCCGCCCGCCCGCUGCUGGCGGCGGGAGAUGUAGACGGCGACGUCUACCUGUACUCGUACUCCUGCACCGAGGGGGAGAACCGGCAGCUCUGGUCGUCGGGACAUCAUCUCCGGUCCUGCCGGGAUGUGGCCUUCACCCCAGAUGGGCAGCGGCUUUUCACUGUGGCCAAGGACAAGGCUGUCCACGUCCUGACGGUGGAGGAGGGGCGGCUGGAAACACGCAUCCCCAAGGCCCACGGCUCAGCCCUCAACUGCGUGCUGCCCAUUGAUGACCACCUCUUUGCCACUGGUGACGACAAUGGGAUGCUGAAGGUGUGGGAUCUACGGAAGGGGGAUGCCGUCCUGGAGGCUCGGCAGCAGGAAGAGUACAUCAGUGCGAUGGCUGUGGACGCGAACAGGAAGAUCCUGCUGACCACCAGCGGAGAUGGCACACUGGGCGUCUUCAAUGUGAAGAGGCGGCGCUUUGAGCUCGUCUCAGAGCCACAGAAUGGGGACCUAACCUCUGUUGCGCUGCUGAAGAGGGGAAAGAAAGUGGCAUGCGGCUCCAGCGAAGGCACCAUCUACCUCUUCAACUGGGAUGGCUUUGGGGCCGCCAGCGACCGCUUUGCACUGAGAGCCGAGUCUGUUGACUGCAUGGUCCCUGUCACGGACAGCAUCGUCUGUGUGGGGUCCCUGGACGGAGUCAUCAGGGCGGUGAACGUGCUGCCCAACCGCGUGUUGGGUUGUGUGGGGCAGCACCCCGGGGAGCCGGUGGAGGGGCUGGCGCUGGCCCCAUGCGGGCGGCUCCUGGCCAGCUGCGCCCACGACCAGAAGGUGAAGUUCUGGGAUGUCUCGGCAUUGGUGGGACUGGUGGUGGACGACUACCGCAAGAAGAAGAAGAAGGGUGGCCCACUGCGGGCGCUGAGCGGGAAGGCAGCAGGCAGCGGGCAGGACUUCUUCGCUGGGCUGCGUGAUGAGGAGGAGGUGGCGGCGGGGAGUGGCGGCGAUGACAGCGAUGAUGACAGCGAUGGUGGUGGGGGCUGAGGGGUGGUGUCUUGGACAUGAGAGACAGUGUUUAUGGGGUGGCAGAGGCA